This is a messenger RNA of Micromonas commoda, 237 nucleotides long. RefSeq lists its product with no specific name. NCBI's taxonomy places the organism in Eukaryota, Viridiplantae, Chlorophyta, Mamiellophyceae, Mamiellales, Mamiellaceae. The record is from RefSeq and is a predicted model, not a curated record. The coding region runs from base 1 to 237 and encodes 78 amino acids. The transcript has a single exon.
AUGCCUCAAGGACCCAAGGCACCCAUCGCGGACCCCGCGGGCGUCUCCAACAUGACCGCCGAGCAGCACAAAUCCGCGCUCCAGGCGCUCAGCAACGGGCAACCCGUGCCGUACCCAGCCACGCUCAGGACUGUCGUGCACGCGGGCACGAAGGCGCCCAAGAGGGAGGACCAGGACCCGGACAAGAAGCCCCCGGGGUACAGCAGGAACGCGAGGGGAGGGUUCUUCACCUCAUGA